Emys orbicularis (European pond turtle) is the source of this 552-nucleotide messenger RNA. Its product is annotated as adrenodoxin-like. The record is from RefSeq and is a predicted model, not a curated record. Gene Ontology annotation, molecular function: 2 iron, 2 sulfur cluster binding. Gene Ontology annotation, biological process: P450-containing electron transport chain. Bases 1 to 552 code for a protein of 183 amino acids. The transcript is spliced from 4 exons. Lineage: Eukaryota; Metazoa; Chordata; Testudines; Emydidae.
AUGAUGGCCCGAUGUGCUCCACGGCUUAUCCGCCCCUUGCUAAAUGGACUUAAUUUGGGCAAAGUUCAGUCUUUUCAAUGCCUCAGAGUAGCUGAGCACAGUCAGGCACCUGCCAGCCUGCAGCCAGAGAGAAGCUUCAGCUCCACACACAGGCUCCGUGAUGUCCCAAGGGACACAGGCUCUGCGGACAGAGUGACGGUGCAUUUUAUAAACCGGGAUGGAGAGAGACUCACGGCCACAGCCAAAGAAGGGGAGAGUUUGCUGGAAGUGGUGUUUAAUCAAAACCUGGGCAUCGACGGCUUUGGUGCCUGUGAAGGGACAUUGGCCUGCUCCACGUGUCACCUCAUCUUUGAGGAGGACGUCUUUCAAAAGUUGGAUGCCAUUACAGACGAGGAGCUGGACAUGCUGGAUUUGGCCUAUGGACUCACUGAUACAUCACGCCUAGGCUGCCAGGUGUGUGUGAAGAAGGCGAUGGAUGGUCUGACUGUCCAGGUCCCAAUGGAGGUUGCUGACAUGAGGAGAGAGCUGGAAGUGGGAAAGCAAAGCAAAUAA